CUAAAGUAUGCAGAGUCCCUUUAAACAGAAUAUCAAUACUGAAGAUGAUUUAAUCAUUGAGAAAUAUAUGUAGUUGAAAUCAACUUGAACUUAAGAUAACAACAACAACUCAAAGAUAUGCGAAUUAUAACCACUGGAACUGUGCAUCAGAUGAAAGGAAAUGGAACUGAUGAGGAGUAUAUUGGUGUUGGCACUGUUUGCUGUUGGAAUAGAGAUUUGGAAAUAUAUAUUGUUCUUCAACAUAUACCAUAUCAACUUAUGAAUGAAAUGUCUCAUGAUGUAAUUAUGCAAAACAUAGUGAGAAGUCAGACCACUACCCAAGAAACCAUCAACUAUAUUGCAGAUCAGUUAGAUGUCAAAUAUGAAGUCAUCACCAAUCUAAAAUACAGAGAUGAAUUCUUUGAACAAAAAUUAACACUUACAAAUAAAGGUGAUCAAAUAAUCACCAAAGGAAAUUGGGAGAUAUAUUUCUACAGUAUCAGAAAACUGGAAAAGUUCUCUAGUACAGUGUGGAUUGAAUUAGGGACAUCUGGAAUGAGAGCCUUGCAUGUAACUGGGACAUUAUAUAAGAUGGCCCCUGGGGAGAAUUUUAAGGACCUUGCUAGUAAAGCGUCAUUGGAGGCAGUGUAUAAAAGUGAAGCAUGGAUUGUAGCAAGAACAGAUACGAUGCCAAACUGGUAUGUCGUAGCAGAUGGUUUGGUGCCUAGAACCAUUGCAAGUACAGCUGAUGAGGGUCUUGCAUUCAUCGGACCAUUUGAUACCAAAGAGAAGUGGAAAAGAUUUGAUUUCAAAGAAGGAACGCAUGAAAGACAUGACAGGUUUGAUGCCUAUACUCCUGAACAACGCUACAUGAUGAAUACUAUCUCUGACCUUCGUAAACCAGGUACUCCAGUGACACCUACUCCAACAGAGUCGACCAUAGAUGAAACAAAACUCACGGUAUCUAUGAACACUGGAGAUUGGGUGCUGGUACCUGAACCUUGGAUAUACAUUAAUAGGGAAGCUUCCCCAAUGAGAAGAUACGUCCCUAAGGUUGUUACAACUCGUCCUACAAAUCGUUACAUUUUUGUAAAAUUUGGUGAUGUUACCAUCAAUGGUAAACGUUCCACAAGUACUGAUGCCUACUCUCUUAUUGUUGAUGCUGAUGCUAAUGUUAUCACUAUCACUGCAAUGUCUAACGCUGCAGCUUUCUAUGGGAUGCAGACCCUUGAAGCACUUGUUGAUGCCAAUGGUCAAGUGCCCAAAGCAACCAUUAAUGAUGCUCCAAGGUUUGGAUACAGAGGUGUAAUGUUGGAGGUCUGUCGCAACUUUCAGACUAAGGAAACUAUAAUGAAAUUCCUUGAUGCUAUGUCAGUGUUCAAGUUGAAUGCCCUCCACUUUGGCCUAAGUAAUGAUGAAGGAUGGAGAGUUGAAAUACCUGGACUUGAAGAGCUAACAACUGUUGGAGCCACAAGGUGUCAUGACUUAGACAACACAAGAUGUAUCAUGCCUCAACUUGGAUCAGGGCCUGGGUCACCAGACCCUUUGGCCCUGGGCAAGGGCUCAGGAUUCUACAGCGUUGCUGAUUACAUGGAGAUUGUGGAAUAUGCUAGGCAUCGCCAUAUUGAAAUACGUCCAGAGUUUGACAUGCCUGGGCAUGCUCAUGCUCCCAUCAAUGCUAUGCUAGCCAGAUAUAACAAACUAAAGGGAUCAAAUGAUACAGCAGCCAAAGAGUAUUUAUUGACUGAUCUAGAGGAUCAUUCAAAUUAUCUCUCUGUUCAGCAUUACAGGGAUAACAGUGUGAAUCCAUGUGUUAACUCAACUUUCACAUUCAUUGAGAAAAUCAUUCAAGCGAUGAUAAAGGUGCACAAGGAUGCUGGGCAUCCAUUGAAGAAUUAUAUCUUUGGUGGUGAUGAGGUGGCACGUGGUACAUGGGUGAAUUCAACAGCAUGUAAAACAAUGUUCCCUGGUAUUUCUGGGAGUGAACUGAAGGAGAGAAUUGAUGAGUACUUUGUAGAGAAGACUUCUGAAGUGUCUGCGAGGUAUAACUUGUCUCUUGGAGGGUGGGAGGAUGGUUUGAUGGGAGGGGAUCAGAUGCCUUAUGAUAUCUCUAAAUUAAAGAAUUCAGCAGUGUAUGCCUAUGCAUGGCAGAACCCUUGGGGUGAUGGUAAUGAAGGAAGAGCAUACAAGUUAGCCAAUGCAGGAUACAAGGUUGUAAUGUCUCAUGCCACUCAUCUUUACUUUGAUCAUCCUGAAGACCCUGAUCCCCGUGAGAGAGGAUACUAUUGGGCAACCAGGAAGACAAAUGUGUCACGAACAUUUAGCUUUAUGCCUGACCGACUCUAUGACAAUGCAGAUUAUAACAAUAAUGGUGACGUUAUCACUCGAGAGGAUAUAUGUAAGACAGCGGAAGUUUGUGUACCAUUAGAGAAGUCUGAGAAUAUAGUAGGGAUGCAAGGUCAACUGUGGUUAGAAACAAUUCGGAAUGAAUCCCAACUGAUGAAUAAAGCAUUUCCCAGAAUGCUUGCUCUCGCGGAACGUGCUUGGCAUAAGGCACCAUGGGAAGACAUUCAAGAAAAGAAUCAGCGUGAAAAUGAGCGUCAUCGAGAUUGGGAGAAGUUUGCUAAUAGUUUAGGCUAUCGAGACUUGAAGAGACUGGAUGAUUUGGACAUUGAUUAUCAUAUAACUUCACCAGGUGCAAUAAUAGAGAAUGGUGUCUUGAAGGUGAAUACUGAAUUCCCUGGAUUGCCAAUUCAGUACAGUGUUGAUGAUGGUUUUACAUGGACUGAUGCUACAAGCCGUCGUGGUGUGCCCUCUGAUCCCAUUAAUGUAUCCGGAAAGAAAGUAAAGCUUGUCACAAGGUCAACAGACAUGAGAAGAACAAGUUUUGAGGUGGAGGUCAAUGGAGGUGGCAGUAGUGGAGGAACAUCUAGAUGUAUCACAUCCUCAAUGUUACUAAUAGUGACACUUAUUACCCUGCUAGUCAAAAACCUUUGAGUCAUAAUGUUAUGUAUUAAAAGGGACACUUCAAUACCAACAAUCCAACAGGCCUACACAUGUAAAUAUUUAAAUGGUUGGGGUAUUUUCAAAGAAUGGGAUGCUGGCUCACAAUGGAUGAAUAUACUGUAACAAGUGACCAAAGGCAGCAUUAAAGAUCUAAUGUGACAUACACAAUCACUUUAAUUGAACAUAGAAGUUCAGUGAUUCAAACUACUGUAUGAACUUGUAUACUAGCCUAUUUCAAUUUCAUGUACAUUCUUACAGCCAGCUAAGAAUAAAAAACAAUUAAACAGAAAAAA
Molecule: messenger RNA, 3278 nt
Organism: Owenia fusiformis
Lineage: Eukaryota; Metazoa; Annelida; Polychaeta; Sabellida; Oweniidae
Source: the annotation of a GenBank genome assembly